AGCUAAAUGACGGCGAUCUUUUACAAUGAAAAAGCCUCAUUGUGCGCAUAACCUAUAUAAGACAUUUCUGCUGCAGACUCUUUCUUUGGAAUAAUGUCGGCUGAAUAUGAUAACAGAGACAAUGGCCCUGAAGGCAUGGAGCCAGAUGGGAUCAUUGAGAGCAACUGGAACCAGAUUGUGGAUAGUUUUGAUGAGAUGAACCUACGUGAGACCCUGCUUAGGGGAAUUUAUGCCUAUGGUUUUGAGAAACCUUCAGCUAUCCAGCAAAGGGCCAUUAUCCCUUGUAUCAAGGGUUAUGAUGUGAUUGCUCAGGCCCAAUCUGGCACAGGGAAGACUGCCACCUUUGCCAUUUCCAUCCUUCAGCAGAUUGACGUGGAGCUGAAAGGCACUCAGGCCCUGGUCUUAGCUCCCACUAGGGAGCUGGCUCAGCAGAUUCAGAAGGUGGUGCUUGCCCUGGGUGACUACAUGGGUGCCAGUUGCUAUGCCUGUAUCGGAGGGACCAACAUUCGCAGUGAGGUCCAAAAACUGCAGGCUGAAGCCCCACAUAUUGUGGUGGGAACCCCUGGUCGUGUCUUUGACAUGCUAACUCGCAAAAACCUUUCUUCUAAAUACAUCAAAAUGUUUGUGCUGGAUGAGGCUGAUGAGAUGCUUAGUCGAGGAUUCAAGGACCAGAUUUACGAGAUCUUCCAGAAGCUGUCGAGCAACAUACAAGUUGUCCUACUGUCGGCCACUAUGCCAGCGGAUGUUUUAGAGGUCACAAAGAAGUUUAUGCGUGACCCUAUCCGAAUCCUCGUAAAGAAGGAGGAGCUGACACUUGAGGGGAUCCGUCAGUUUUACAUCAAUGUGGAAAAAGAGGAAUGGAAGCUGGACACAUUGUGUGACCUGUAUGAAACCUUGACGAUCACACAAGCGGUCAUCUUCAUCAACACAAGGAGGAAAGUGGACUGGCUUACUGAAAAGAUGCACGCCAGAGACUUCACUGUUUCUGCUCUGCAUGGUGACAUGGACCAGAAAGAAAGAGACCUGAUCAUGAGGGAGUUCCGCUCUGGCUCCAGUCGAGUCCUUAUUACCACUGACCUGUUGGCCAGGGGUAUCGAUGUUCAGCAGGUUUCCCUUGUCAUCAACUAUGACCUGCCAACCAACAGGGAAAAUUACAUCCACAGGAUUGGUCGGGGCGGUCGUUUUGGCAGAAAGGGAGUAGCCAUUAACAUGAUAACUGAGGAUGACAAGCGAACACUGAGGGACAUUGAGACAUUCUACAACACCACCAUUGAGGAGAUGCCCAUGAAUGUUGCUGAUCUUAUCUAGAAGACUCCUCGUGCCCAUUUUGUCCACCCAUAUCCAAUUAUUUUUAGAAGUAAAGCUUGUUUCCCCAUGAAUACUAAACUUUCUCUUGCUAAAUUCCACCCUGAAUUUACUCUUUCAACAUUUGAAAUAAUUUUGGAAAAAAUAACUUGCUGACCUGCUACAUCUACCUGCCAUUGUCCUUUAUCAACACUGAAAUUCUCUCAGCAGUUUAGACACUGCUCCAAAACAGAGCUGUUUCCAAAAGUACCUUUAAAGUACAGCGACGACAGAAUACUUGCUGAUUGUUGGCAAAUGCUUACAUUAAUUCAGCUGAUGAUACAGUGAUUUGAAGCUUUUGUGAGAUUUAGCUAUGUGUACAGCAGCACCAGUUAUUGUGCUGCUAGGUAACAGAUGGGUGGUUUGGACUUUACACAACAAUGUUAAUGAAAUGAGAAGUGCUGCGAUUGACUGGCUCAGUAUUCAAACAACCUUCAGUGUACUUGCAUAACUUUCAUCACACACUUGUGAUCAUGUUUACAGCAGUUUUGGGGGUCUAGAAGUACACAGGACAUAAUCAAUAAAAAGAACUGUACAGUGUG
Messenger RNA from Archocentrus centrarchus (flier cichlid), 1886 nucleotides. It is a transcript of the gene eif4a1a, whose product is annotated as eukaryotic translation initiation factor 4A1A. Gene Ontology annotation, molecular function: nucleic acid binding; RNA helicase activity; ATP binding. Lineage: Eukaryota; Metazoa; Chordata; Actinopteri; Cichliformes; Cichlidae. The transcript is spliced from 11 exons. Bases 94 to 1308 code for a protein of 404 amino acids. The record is from RefSeq and is a predicted model, not a curated record.